Messenger RNA from Contarinia nasturtii (swede midge), 816 nucleotides. RefSeq names its product deoxyuridine 5'-triphosphate nucleotidohydrolase (gene dUTPase). Gene Ontology annotation, molecular function: magnesium ion binding; dUTP diphosphatase activity. Lineage: Eukaryota; Metazoa; Arthropoda; Insecta; Diptera; Cecidomyiidae. Bases 116 to 562 code for a protein of 148 amino acids. The transcript has 3 exons. The record is from RefSeq and is a predicted model, not a curated record. Gene Ontology annotation, biological process: dUMP biosynthetic process; dUTP catabolic process.
AAACAGACAAGCAAUGACUUUAUUCUGCAUUUGCGCUUUCAAUUGAUACACAGCUGUCUUUUGCAAACCUAUAUUCAAACUGUUCAAUUUACUAAGAAAAACUAAAUACUUCAAAAUGGUUUUAUCACAAGAAGAAACAACUUUGCGCUGGGCAAAAUUAACUGAACAUGCUUUCGAGCCAACCAAAGGAUCCGAACAGGCUGCCGGACUUGAUUUGCGAAGUGCAUACGAUGCAGUUGUUCCAGCUCGUGGCAAAGCUUUGGUGAAGACUGACAUUCAAAUUGAAGUACCAGUUGGAACGUAUGGCCGUGUUGCACCGCGUUCAGGUUUGGCAUGGAAAAAUUUCAUCGAUGUUGGUGCCGGAGUCAUCGACCAAGACUAUCGUGGAAAUGUUGGUGUCAUUUUAUUCAACCAUUCCGACGUUGAUUUCGAUGUGAAAAAAGGUGACCGGAUCGCUCAAUUGAUCUGCGAACGUAUCGUCUACCCAAAUUUGAAGGAAGUCGAUAGUUUAACAGAAACAACUCGUGGUGAAGGUGGCUUCGGAUCGACUGGAACAAAAUGAAAUUUUGUUUUCAUUUGUCCAUGGAUUAAAUCCUGAAACUUAUUCGUACCAUGUCGAACAUGCCAUUACAUACAUUUUCUAGAAAGAAUAAAAAAAAUACACAGUGAUACUUACAAAUAACCUCAAAAACACAUCAUAUAUUCAAAAUACACAUCUCAACAUUUAGAUUUUACAUAGCAUUUUUAUGCAUCGAAUUUAAACUGAAAUGUUGUUUUCUAUGAAUAAAAAGAAUUCCAUUUCGUAAGCAAAAAAAA